Messenger RNA from Helianthus annuus (common sunflower), 2368 nucleotides. RefSeq names its product serine/threonine-protein kinase akt-2. Gene Ontology annotation, biological process: protein phosphorylation. The coding region runs from base 254 to 2044 and encodes 596 amino acids. Gene Ontology annotation, molecular function: protein kinase activity; ATP binding. NCBI's taxonomy places the organism in Eukaryota, Viridiplantae, Streptophyta, Magnoliopsida, Asterales, Asteraceae. The transcript has 3 exons. The record is from RefSeq and is a predicted model, not a curated record.
GCUCCCCAAAAUAACAGUCUCCACUUAUUCACCUCACCUUCCCAACAAACCCCUUCUCUCUCCUCACUUUCUCUCUCUUCAUGUCAGAACCAAAAUGUGAAAAAUAAAACUGAUCUCAAACAACACACAUAACAAACAACAACCAGCCCCACCCAUCCAACACUCCCUUAUUUAAUUAUAUACUUACAUAGCUUUCUUCAUACCAAUACCAAUUCGGGUCAACCCGAAAUCCACCCUCCACUCCACAACCACAAUGGCAGCUGCACUCGAAUGCUGGUCUAGCCGUACCAGCACCGAUGAAGACACAGUAGAGCAAGGUCUCAUGCGGACCGCCGACAGAUCGGAAUCUUCAACCGCCGCCGCAUUUGAAACGUCGUCGUCUUCCUCCUCCCCCUCCGCCUCCGUCGCCGGCGCCGGAAAAGAUGGGUCGGUGAUGCAGAAGAAGCUGCAGAAGCUCAGCCGCAAUGUUUCGGAAGCCAUUGCUUCGUUGAAGAACUCGUUGAAUCUUGACCCGGCCCGGGAUUCUAACCCGACCCGGAUCGAUGCUUGUAGGAAAAAUGUCUGGGGGAGUGUUGUCAGGAAUUUGACUCAGUUGUAUCCCGGAAGUCAACUCCCGGAGAAGUUGGUGUCUAGUAUAAGAAAACAUUUUGACUCCUUGCCCCUCAGUUAUUCACAAGCAGGAUUUGAAAUGAAGGAUGUGUUCUUACAUGUUAGAUUAAUAGAACAAGCAUCUGGAGAUGAUGAUCCAGCUUUUAUGAUACAAGAGGUAUCAGAGGAUCAAGUUCAAGGGUCGGUUUUCAAACUCACAUUCGCGUGUAACUCAUCACUUUCCUGGCCUGUAAUGUCAGGAUCAUUAGAUUCUGCUUCAAUUUGUUGCAAAAAGAUACAAAUCUUUGAGAAAAAAGGCUUCACUUUAGGAGUUGUUCUUCUUUUAGUACAACCCGGGCAAGAGAAAAUGUUCAAAUCGCUAGUUGAAACCGCGUUAAAAUCGGCUUUGAAGAAGCCGACGAAGACGAAUUCGAUGAAGCUCGCGUUUGGGCUUUGCGGGUGUCAAGAAGAAGGUACGAAAGGUAAACAGUUCGGGGAAAUCGAAGACGAUAGUAACGAGCAAAGUUACCGAAAUGAGGCUGAGGGUGUAGCUUCGACUUGUUCAAAGUUGAAACUUCAAAUGCCUUUACCGAGUUCUUCGAUUGUAAUAUCGGUUGACGAGUGGCAGACUGUUCAAUCCGGAGCCGAUGAGAUCAAGAAAUGGUUGUUAAAUCCCGAUAGUCUAGAGUUUGUUGAUCAAAUCGGUUUUGGGACGUUUAAAGGAACGUAUAAAGGUAAAAAGGUCGGGAUCGAGAAGUUAAAAGGGUGUGAAAAGGGAAAUUCAUAUGAAUUCGAGAUCCGAAAAGAUCUUCUAGAGUUUAUGACAUGUGGGCAUAAGAACAUUUUGCAAUUCUAUGGUGUAUGCAUAGAUGAUGUUCAUGGUUUAUGUGUCGUGAAUAAGUUGAUGGAGGGUGGAUCGGUUCAUGAUCGUAUAAUGGUGAAGAACAAAAAGAUUCAAAUGAAAGAGGUCAUACGAAUCGCUGCUGAUGUGGCGGAAGGGAUCAAGUUCAUGAAUGAUCAUGGUGUUGCUUAUAGAGACCUUAACACACAAAGGAUUUUGUUGGAUAAAAACGGGAAUGCCUGUUUAGGGGAUAUGGGCAUUGUCUCCGCUUGUAAAAAUGCCGGUGAAGCUAUGGAAUAUGAAACCGAUGGUUACCGUUGGCUUGCUCCCGAGAUCAUCGCUGGUGAUCCAGAAACAGUAACAGAGACAUGGAUGAGUAACGUGUUUAGUUUCGGAAUGGUGGUAUGGGAGAUGAUGACAGGGGAGGCAGCGUAUGCUGCAUUGUCACCCGUUCAAGCGACUGUCGGUAUUGCUGCAUGUGGGCUCAGACCCGACAUCCCAAAAGACUGUCCGCAACAUCUCAGAUCGCUAUUGAACAAAUGCUGGCAUAAUACGCCUUCCAAACGGCCAACGUUUUCAGAGAUUCUUGUGUCGUUGACUCGACCCAACAAGUGACAGAUGUUUAACCUUUAUAUGUGGUUUACAUGUUGGGUGAUGCCAAAAAACAAGAAAAGAAAGUGAUGUUUAGUUAGUUAACAUACAGAAUUGCAUGGUUUGAUUUUGUGACUUGUGACAUAUAGAUAUAAAGAUUUUUUUUUUUUUGUAAUUUUUUUUUGUAUGAUUUAGGAAUUGGGAGAUGGGAAAUCAUGGAAAGGUGGAAAAAGGAGGAUGAGAUUGUUGAAAUUGGUGUGGAGUGAUUAAAGGGAUUUUGUCUGUAGUUUGAUGUUUAUGUUUGUAAGAUGGAUAUAGACCAAAGUGGUAAAGUGGGUCCUUAAUGUC